AUGGAACAAAUAGCCCUCGUCUUCGUCAGUCCAAAAUGUCUGGAAGUCUAUGCCUCAGAAAACGACUUUUUAAACCCGGAGUGUGCCAAGCAAAUUGUUAGCAAGCUUGUCAGUUACUUCAUCAUGACAUUUUCAAUAUUCGUUAAGCUGCCUCAGAUAGUGAAGGUGUACAAAGCUCAAAGUGGUGAAGGGUUGAACAACAUGUCUCUACUCAUAGAAACAACGGGUUUCAUGGGUCAUUUCACAUAUUGCUACGUAUCAAGUUACCCUUUCAGUAUCUACGGUGACGCAAUUUGCAGUUUUCUGCAAACUUUGCUCAUUUUCUACAUGAAGCUAGAUUUUUCCGGACAGCGAAUUAAAGCUGUAUCUUGGUUUGUGUUCUACAUAUCAGCUGCUAUGUUCUUGUGCUCUGGGACACUUAGUUUACAAGCUAUACGGUACUUCAACCAUUUCGGAUUUUCAAUCAUGGGGUUUGGGGGAUUGUCGCAGAUUUUCACUAACUUCAGAACAAAGUCGACAGGUCAAAUCUCGGCGGUGUCAAUGAUGAUGGCGUUCACAAUCUGUUUCUUGCGAGUGCUUACUGUCUUGCAAGAGUCGAACGAUAAAGGUCUGGCAGUUGGAGCUGGUUUGGCUUGUGUAAUAAUUGGAGUGAUAAUUAUGCAGAUUAAACUGUACGAGAAGCCAAAAGAAAAAGUCGAAAAGAAGAAACUGUAG
Molecule: messenger RNA, 714 nt
Organism: Symsagittifera roscoffensis
Lineage: Eukaryota; Metazoa; Xenacoelomorpha; Acoela; Convolutidae
Product: mannose-P-dolichol utilization defect 1 protein homolog
Exons: 1
Coding region: 1-714 (237 amino acids)
Source: RefSeq, a predicted model, not a curated record